Molecule: messenger RNA, 777 nt
Organism: Leptinotarsa decemlineata (Colorado potato beetle)
Lineage: Eukaryota; Metazoa; Arthropoda; Insecta; Coleoptera; Chrysomelidae
Product: SH2 domain-containing protein 4A
Cellular component (GO): cytoplasm
Source: RefSeq, a predicted model, not a curated record
UAUUUGAUAACAACUGUCUUCUUGGAUACAAAAUGUUGCAACAAAUCCUUCGGGACAUGUACGUCGACCCCGAAAUCCUCGCCGAACUGGACGAGGAUCAAAAACAGACUUUAUUCUGCAAAAUGAGGGAAGAGCAAGUAAGGCGCUGGAAAGCAUGGAACGAUAAACUUUGUGACGACACCAUAAAAUCGAACGCAAAAAAUAGCAACAAGAAGUCCGUGGAAUUCAUGAAGGGCUCAGACGGGGAGCCUUGGGUGUGGGUCAUGGGGGAGCACGAAGACGACAAAAGCAUCGAGGAAAUCCUCAGAGAGGAAGCUGCGGAAAAAGCGAGACAACUCGCUGAAAAAGAGACUGAGAAAAUCCGCGAGGAAAUGAGGAAGGAAAUGAAAGCGCAGCUCAUAUCAGACUACGUAGAUUUUUCACCGAAAAUUGAAUUUCCACCCCAGAAGUACGAAAUAGAAACCGAUAUGGAUAUUUAUUGCUCUGUGGAAGAGAUUCAAGCGAAGAUACACUCGAAACCUAGGAACUUGAAUAACUAUAGUUUGAACUACUACCCCGCAAAGAAUAAUAAUAAAUUCAGUUUUAAUGAUGCUGCGAAUAUCCCAGAAGAAGUCACGAACACUCAAAAAGUGGCUCAAAGAGUGGCGCUUUGGGAAAAGAAGUUUUUGAGUGAUAAAACUUGUGAGAUUUUCCAGAAGAUUCAGAAAAAGCAACAAGAGGCGGCGAAAGAGGCUGAAGAAGAAGAGAUAAAGAAGGAUCAACUGUGGAGAGAACAAG